This is a messenger RNA of Dendroctonus ponderosae (mountain pine beetle), 3991 nucleotides long. RefSeq names its product CUE domain-containing protein 2. Lineage: Eukaryota; Metazoa; Arthropoda; Insecta; Coleoptera; Curculionidae. The record is from RefSeq and is a predicted model, not a curated record. Gene Ontology annotation, molecular function: ubiquitin binding. The coding region runs from base 220 to 1092 and encodes 290 amino acids. The transcript has 6 exons.
GAAUGUAUCAGGAUUGGGUGUAGUUCCCUAUGAAGGUGAUGAAGGUUCGAAGUUUGACAGUUCGGUCCUGGAUUUGUGUUUCAGCAGGGGAUUAUUGAUUGAAAUAAUUUUUCCAAAUUUGAUGACUAAAAGUCUCUUUGAAAGUGCAGUGUUUAUUAUUAGAAAGUGAAAUUUGAUCCGAAUUUGUUAAGUGAAUAUCUAUACUAGUGCCGGAUAGUGAUGUCUUCGAAAAUGAUUGCCGAUCAAGAGUCGACAAUCAAGGAUUCGCUUUUUGAUUUCGUGAGAUUUCAUAUCUCAGAUGCUGACCUGAAUCUGAUUGACGACAUUGUAUUGUCUUAUGUAAUAGCGUUCUUAGAAGAUGUUGGGGAUGAUUCACAUUUUGACGUUGAAGGGUUUUGCGAAAUGAUGGAAGCCUACUUUCCCAAGUUUGCUACAAUCAAUCACAGCACGGUAUGUGAAUGGAUGUUUGACUUGGAAGAGAAGCUGCGAAAAAUCGACGAGGCUCAAGUCAAAAGCCCCAAUUUGGAUAUCAGUUUACCCGAAGUGGUGUCUAGUAAGACGAAACCUCGUUCGCACAGCGAUUCCGAGAGCUUCGAGACACCCAAACGCGUUCAUAAACUGUCCGAAAUGAGCGAUGGAGGCUCAACUGACAGCUCCUGUUGUGAUUUUCCGGAUGAAAUGGACAUAUUGCAAGAGAUGUUUCCGUCUAUUUGUACCAUUGAGGUAAAACAGUGUUUAGCCAUAGCGGCAGGUGACAUCGAACGGGCCACCCAAAUAUUGAUUGAUCGGCAAGAAAAUGGCCAGUGUCUCAGCCAGAAUAGCACUUUAACUUUGCAAGUGGCCAAACAAACCAUCGACGAUGCUGAGCUUAAGAGUAGGAUUAUUGAGAGGUAUUCAUACAUUGAUAAGGACGCUUUGAAUAAGGAAUAUCGACCGGUAGCACCAAAAGUGGAACCGAAAAAAUUGGUCCGCUAUCGGGACAACAAGAUUGUCAGUUUGAAAGGGGAGCGUUAUACAGAAGUGAAGAAGGGCGACGAUGUUGAAGAUAUUUCUCUAAAGAAAAACAAGAAGGGACAAGCCCACUCCCCGUAACCAAGUGGUAAUGAACGUAAAAGCCAUCGUUCGAAUUCGUGUAUUAAUUUAUCCUCUAAGUUAUUUGAUUUGACUGCUGUGUUACUACUACUUCUAUUUCCUCGAACAUUUGUUUGUUUAUAUUUAUUAGUGUAUGUUAUAAUUUAUAGCGUUCUUCUUAUAGUUAAGUUUGUCGAAAAAUACUCUUGUAUUGCUUGCUUUAAUGGUAAGAUGGCGCCAAUCACUUUUAGGAUAUCCUUGCGCAAAGGCCGUCUUUGGUCGUCAGUCGUAGAUUCUAUAUCAAUAUUAGUAGUCGAAACUCUCCUAGGUAGAUGUGCAAUUGUAAUUUCGCUCCGUAGAUAUUCUUCUUUAGGGUUGCUUAUCAGUUGUAAGUUGAACAACUAGCUAUAAGGAGCAAGUGUUGGACUGGGUUUAGUGCGGCAGGCAACCAAAAAAAAUUGUUUUUUUUUGCUGACGACGUAACUGCUUGAAUUAUACGGAGUCGCUACAAAAAUUUUUGAUGUUAAUCGCAUUCAGUUAUAUCGUAAUAAGUUUGACUGUAAUUAGCAAAAUAAACGUAUUAAUUGAAAGAGUUUUGAGCUUACAGGGUCAUAACUAAUUGAGAUGUUUAGCUACCAGAACACUCAGUAAAUUCGUUUGAGAUCAUUAUUAUAUAUUCUGCUCUUUAAACAAUCUGCUUUCGUUUAAUAAUGCGAAUUUUAAGGUUUUAUAGGUUGCUUUGUGUAGGGGUUUCUACACUAGUGCACAACAUAAUGACAAAGAAAUCGUUUUGUAUUUUUUUGCCAUAAUCCAAUCCGAUUCUGAUUUUCUUUAAUUGAUUAAAGGCUUGUAGACAAAUCUUUUGCUUUGGAUUUUGCCAUCUAUAAUCAGACUUAGAAGUGCAUGCUUUUAAUUUACUUGCUUUAUAUACGUUUGUCUGUUUUUUUUUAUAGAAAACAUAAGUUCUUUUUUUCACUUGUGCAAUUAAGCGUCGGUUUUUCAAAUGACCAUUAAACCAACUUUGAAAUAUUCUUAACCGCCUUGUAUACAGAAUGAUUAUUUCCUGGGAGUGUUGGCUAUGAGUGUUUAAAGAGAUUAGAAAAAAUCUUCAAAAACUAAUCGUCUUUAAAAACAAAGAUAUUUGAAAAUUAUUUUUGUACUAUUCAAGUAAGUCCCCGUAACCUCUCAGAAAAUCCGACAUCCGAUUAUGUCUUUAGUUAUUGGCGCAUUUAUAAGAAAACCAUUAUUUCUACGGCGUAGAAUUACAUUAUUCAUUAGGCUUUUUAAGUCUUUAGUAAUAUUUGAAAUACUUUCUGGUGAUUUUGAUGUCACAUUAAAUUUAUCCGAUAUUUUGUUUGAAAAUGGCAUCAGAAUGCAAGUUAUUAUAUUACACCUUUUGUAAUCGUGCUUGUUUCUCAUAUUUCCUCAAUCUUUUUGCUGCCUUUUUACUGGGCAUGGAUAACUAAGUUAAUUUUCAGGAGUUGGCACAGUGUGACCUUUUUUUGUUAGUGUUGAAAUUCCAGCUCCGGGCCUUGUAAAGCUUUAAUCCGCCCCGAAAUAGUUAAGGAAAUGUUGCUUAGGGUUUGAAAAAUCUGUUACAGGACACAUUUUGUAAAACCCGCACUAGAUGAUUCAAGUUCGGGUUUCACGGUCGCUAAUUUCACGCUACACCCAGCUGAUGAGGUCCUGGGGGUGUCUGAGGUUGGCGAACUUCGAAACUUGCACUAUCUUAUAUAUUUAAUAGUUUUUGGAGAGCGUUCCUUAAAUACUUUCCUUCGAAUCGUAUCAUUUCUGAUGUAAUAUGGCCUUCUCCAGAACCAGAAUUUUCCGUUUUUUAUUUUUUUCCAAGCAUCUUAUUUGAUCACAUGUUAUUUCUUGUGUCUCUGACCCUACGUUUAGUAUUGUCCUGUUAUCGAUUUGGCUUUUGUUGACAUUGGGUGCUGCUGAUUUAAAUAGGGCGGUGAAGAAAUCUUCAAUUAUUUGGGCAAUUUGGUCUGGGGUCGAUACAGUAACUUGUUUAUUCUUAAAUAUAUUCAUGGUUUUUCCCUUUGAUAGUCUUGAUUUGAGAUCUCUCGUGUUUUUGUUUUGUCCAAUUGUUUCUUCAAUUUUUGUUUUAUGGGUUCUUACAUCCUUACGAAUUGCCUUUUUGACCAUUUUGUUCAAUUCUAUUGGUGCUUAGUUCUUAGUGUUUUCGUUUCACUACCCUUGAGCAUAUUUUUUUAGUUGCCGUAUAAAUGGAUGCUAUGAUUGUUUCGCUAAGUUGGUUUAUAUCCAUAUUUUCAAUGUUUUCUACUUAUGGUAAUCUUUUUGUAAUUUUUUCCUGGUAUUCCACUUUCCUUGUUUGGCGGGUACCUGGUUGUCUUGAUCAGUUUGUUCUUUUCCCGUUUUAGGUCUAUGCGGAAACAUGCUUUCACCAUUUUAUGGGCACUUCGUGUAACUACUCUGUUUAGUUAGUUAGUCUCGGUUCUUUGUUGCGGCUCAUCCAUGUCCAUUUUUGAUGUGGGAUUUUCCUGAGAAUGUGUUUAAACAGAACAGCGAUUCCUCGCUAAGAAAGUUUUCCAACCUUUCUUCACUGUAAUUUCUCUCCCACAACUCGUAUUCUCCAACGUAUUCCGUGGCAUCCGGUUUUCUUCUUCCACUUUUAGCAUUGAAGUUGAUUAUGACGUGUGCUCUUUCCGUUCUUUUUGCCGUUGUCACGUCUUCGUAUAGCUUAGAGCUCACCCACGUAUGCAUCGUCCGCCGCGCUGGUUGGGGCGUAGAUGUUGAUUAUUUGCAUGUCAUAUCGAUUGCUCAGCUUUAAUAUGAUAUAUAUGACUCAAUUUCACAUGGCACAUAACUGGCGACUUUUGGUUUAAUAUUUUUGUUGAUCACUAACCCGAUUUUACAGUUGUUGCUGUAAAGCCUGUCUCGGCUAGUUCAA